GUUUACUCCGGUCCAUCAGUUCAAGUGAUAUAAAAUACCAACAGAGGCCUGAUAAGAUGGGUGAAGGGAUCCAAAGUUGGAGCUUACACCCUUCCAAGGCUAUCGGGCACUUCUCGUGAAGCCUCCCUUCUCUGGGCGCUCCAUACAGUGGCCAGCCAAGGCCAAAUGGACACUGUCGGCUGCCUGCAAGUCAUUUCUUGGUACGUCUUGUGUGAGUGCCACAAUUUCGACUUAUUUUGUUGCUUUCGUGUGCAAAUCCAAUCAAAUUAAAUGUACAAGCGUGAUGAGAUGAGGACCUUCUCGGCAUUACCUUGAGGGGAUCAACAACAAUAACAUCUUUCCCAGCUUUGGCUGGACUCACGAUGUCGACAAGACCAGCUUUCUCCCGUACCUGGUAGUUGAUGAUAUUUCUCCUUUACCGGAUAAUGCCUCAUCGAAUACCCUUCCACCAACAUCCGAAUAUUCUCACCCACAAGUCUGCGCAGCAUCAGUCGACUUUGGAUUACACAUUGCACGUCUCACUCGGGUCGUACAGCAUCUGAUCUUUCAAUCUUUGGUCUGCAGAUGGUAUAGUUGAUCUCAAAAAGUCACCACCCAUGAUGCCCUCCGCACACAGACCUGCAAAUACCCAACUAGUCGUGGAGGACGAAGAGCCGACUAUUGAACCCAGACUAUACCGAUACAUCACAUCUUUGGACGAAUCACCAGCUUGCUACACACGCUUCUUCGAUGCACUAUUGAUACAGAGAGAUUCUCGUGCUCAAUUCUUCCACGACCUGAAAACGUUCCGAGAACAACCGACCAUCAUCACGUUGCUCGAACCAGGCAGCAGGGAAGGUUAUAGGACGUGCACACAGAAAUUCGUCACCUCGCGAUUUGCCCAUCCUUGGUGUCGGAUCAACAGCGACUUCCAGUCCGGUUGGAGUCGGGCGACCUGGGUCGGUGCCACGAAGAAGGUGAGCAAGGAUGACAAGAAGGAAGAGGAACGUUUGCAUCGACUCCUGGUGCCGAUCUGGAUUGCCUUCCACAGGCGAAUGUUCCCCGACCAGGUAGUUCUGGACGAAUGGAUCGUGAAAGACGAUGAGCACCAGAAGGAAUUAGCAGCGAAGAGAAAGGCUAAGGCUGAAGAAAGGGCCAAGGCUGUUGAGAAGGAGUCGGACGAGGAUUCAGCUGAUCCAACUGCCGCCUCGACGACUACUGCGUACCCUGAACUUGGCUUCAAAAUGGCUGAUGAUCCGACAGCAACAUCUUCAUCAUCAGGCCAACCAACAAAUUCCUUGCCACCAGAAUCCGGCGCCACCACUGCGUCCCAAGUCUUUCUCGGAGCUGCUAUCGGUGGCUUCAUCAUGAGUGAUAAACGAGUCAUGAAAUACGUCAAGAAGAAGUUCAAGAACAAGUGAAUGCUGGUCUGGCUUGUUGAUUCAGUACCUGGCAAUUCAUGUUAAGAUUCAGGUGAGCACUAUCAGCGAGUAUAUUUCUGUAUUUUGGAGCAUACACCGCAGCACGAGAUCGGAGGGGGAAGAAAAUCUCCUACUACUGGAAGGCUUUAGAGUCAACUAUGUGGCAUCAUAGCCUGCCCGUUCGGAACUCCAUGUUAGUCACUGUCAUCAAAAGGCGGGCCAUCUCAGGUCCAGAUUUCUUCCCCGAAAUGGGCUCAACAACAUUAUCACAAGCCACGUGUGUCAAUCAGCAUCGGUGCAGCUGUUUACGAUCUCUCGAAGAUGUCGAAAAGGCGAAGAGGGAGAUAGCACCCGACCUCCCAACGUUCCAUUCUCAGCUUCACCGCCCCUAUCCCAGCUCGGGUGUAAUUUACUUCUGAAGAACGGGAUGUUGCGGCAUUGUGUUGUGAGAACUUGAUCGGCUUGUCAAUGUAGAAAGGAAAAUCUUCCACGAGUAAUAGAAUCCCGAAAGUACCGGAGCGCAAUUCUAAUGUCAUCCAGAUUUCUCGAUUCUG
This is a messenger RNA of Exophiala oligosperma, 1954 nucleotides long. RefSeq lists its product as uncharacterized. The record is from RefSeq and is a predicted model, not a curated record. Lineage: Eukaryota; Fungi; Ascomycota; Eurotiomycetes; Chaetothyriales; Herpotrichiellaceae. Bases 597 to 1400 code for a protein of 267 amino acids. The transcript has a single exon.